AUGUUUAGAGCUCUUUUGCGGCCUAGUUACCUCGCAAGAGCCAGAUUCGCUCCCAGACUUCCAGCAAGACAAUUUCAUGCAUCUCCAUUGAGUCUCAAAAAGAGACUCGGCAAGAAGACAGUCGAAGUGGAGGAAAAUGAUGCCGCCGUCAGUGCUUCAGACAUCGAUUUCAAGGAAUUGGAAACCAAAAUGCAAGCCGUCGUUGAUAGGUUUGGUAAAGUUGCCAACGAAGCCAAGCUUGGAAAAAGCAAUCCCCUGAUCUUCGACAAUCUUACCGUCAAAACCGCCGACGGUGAUCUUCCGUUUACAUCCACUGCUCAGACAGCGGUCAAAGGUCGUAACUUUAUGAUCACUGUGUUCGACCCUUCCAAUACCAAAAAUAUCGUGAGCGCUAUCUUGGCAGCUAACUUGAAUAUGACUCCAAUCGCAGACCCUCAGAAUAAGCAGCUGAUCAAGGUGCCUUUACCUCCAGUGACUACCGACUCCAAGAAAGAGACUGUUAAGCACCUAAAAGAGUCGUUUGAGAAACUUCGUAACGGUCCAGGCGGACACAGCAAAAACGCACACACAUUGGCAUCAAUUAGAGGUGAUAUCAAGAAAAGAUUGUCCAAAAAAGUGAAGAAAUCGGACGAUGAGACCAAAGCGUGGAAUGAUUUUGAAAAGAUCCACAGACAGUACUGUGACAAGCUCCAAGAUGUGUUCAAGACGGCCGAAAAAGCCAUCAUGAAGUAA
Molecule: messenger RNA, 732 nt
Organism: Candidozyma duobushaemuli
Lineage: Eukaryota; Fungi; Ascomycota; Pichiomycetes; Serinales; Metschnikowiaceae
Exons: 1
Coding region: 1-732 (243 amino acids)
Biological process (GO): translation
Cellular component (GO): mitochondrion
Molecular function (GO): ribosomal large subunit binding
Source: RefSeq, a predicted model, not a curated record